Molecule: messenger RNA, 6482 nt
Organism: Lucilia sericata (common green bottle fly)
Lineage: Eukaryota; Metazoa; Arthropoda; Insecta; Diptera; Calliphoridae
Gene: Hr4
Product: hormone receptor 4
Exons: 5
Biological process (GO): regulation of DNA-templated transcription
Molecular function (GO): DNA-binding transcription factor activity; sequence-specific DNA binding; zinc ion binding
Source: RefSeq, a predicted model, not a curated record
CCAGGAAUUAUGACACUGAGCCGUGGCCCUUACAGCGAGCUCGAUAAAAUGAGCCUUUUUCAGGAUCUAAAACUGAAACGACGUAAAAUCGAUUCAAGAUGCAGCAGUGAUGGUGAAUCAGUAGCCGAUACCUCAACCUCUUCGCCAGACCUCUUAGCGCCCAUGUCGCCAAAAAUGUGUGAUACCGGGGGAGGAGGCGGAGUAGGAGGUGGCGGUGGUGGCUCUAAUGUGGCCAGUUCCCUACCCUUGGUAACACUAACCGCUACCACUUCUCUAACCACCACCACAACACCUGCCACCUGUUCAACUACUCAAGUGGCGGCUGAAGUUGUUGUGGCUACCGCUAAAGCAGUGGCAGCCGCAGUAGCGGUUAAAAAUGAACAGUUGCAACAACAAUUGCAGCAGCAGCAGCAACAACAACAACAAGAACAGACUGAAAUUCAUUCAUCAUCAUCUUGUGGUGUGGUGGCUUCGACGGCUGCCACAACAAUGAUGACACCGCCUGCCCCCGUGCGAACUACACCGCCCAUGAAUACAGAAAUGGCAGCGGCGGAUAGUAAUGAACGACGGACCCCCUUAAGUAAUCGCGCCACACCUACACCGCCCCAUAAUAAUGGUAAUGCCAGUAGUAGUACGAGUAAUGGUGGUGGCAGUAGUCGAGCAUCACCCGAUUCCAUGGAUGAUAAACCCUCGACUACCACUUCCUCACCCAUAUUGUCAGCCAAUGGUAUGCUGGGAGCAAGUUUAGCGGGCGGUAGUGCGGGAUCAGCAACAGGGUCCGUACAGGGUGGUAGUAAUAAUAACAAUAAUUCUGCCAGCAAUAUGAGUGUUAUACGCUCGGUAAAGGAGGAAAGAAUAUUAGCUUCACCCACACGCAUGAUGGCCUAUCACCAUCAUCAGCAGCAGCAACAACAACAGCAGCAGCAACAUCAACAACUCAUGCAGCAGCAACAGCAACAACAGGGUGGUAAAACACCCACCCAGUCUCAACAACAUGUUACUGUCUUGGUAACACCAUCUCGUAUUAAGUCUGAACCACAACUACCGCCCCAACCCUCACACUCGCCAUAUUCCACAGCUGUUAGUGCUUCAACAACUACAUCUACGCCAUCUCCUCUACACAGCACCUCAACUACCAGCCAUUAUACCAGCUCUGCGCAACAACAGCAACUUCAUCACCAACAACAACAACAACAGCAGCAACAACAUCAACAACAGCAGCAGCAACAACAACAUUCUAAUCCUACGCCCGUACCACCAAUAGUCACAACACAUCACUUACAUCAACAGCUUACCCAACCUCAGUUGCGCAAAAAUAGUCCUCCUCAUGAUCUGCAAUUGCCACCACAACAUCACCACUUACUCACACAGUCAAUGCAACAUUUAACGCAGCAACAACAGCUGCAACUUCUACAGCAAGCGGCCGCCAUGUCUAGACAAAAUAAUCCUGCAACGCGAGAAAUGUCACCGAGCGCUUCAAUGUCGCCCAGCUCCAGACAUUCAUCCUCGAAAUCGCCACAACAACACAUGAUGCAACCGCAACAGAAUAUGGGCGGACAACAUGUGCGCAUUAAGAAGGAACCUCCUACAAUGCAGAAUCACAAUCCCAAUUUUGGCAACGGCGGCAAUGGUCCCCAGAGGCAUCAUUCACCGCAUCAUUUUAUGCAACAACAGCCGCCAAAUCAACAGCAGUCUCCACAGGGACCUCAGCCGCCACAAUUGCCACCGCAGGCUUUGGGUAACAUGGCUCAAGCCUUAAUGCAUCCUGCAUCGCUGCAGAAUUUAAGGCAUCCGAAUCGGGAUGCAGCCUUAUUAUUUCGUGUUAAAAACGAAGUACAGCAACAGGUGGCGGCGGCAGCAGCAGCGGCUGCUGGUCUGCCUCAACUAAUGCAACCGGGUGCUGCUGCAGUAGCAGCUGCGGCUCAGCGCAUGGUUUGGGUAUCGAAUGCCCGCAUUAAUGGUGUAAAACCUGAGGUAAUAGGUGGUCCCAUGGGCAGCAUACGACCGGGUGGUCCCGGUCAAUCACCCUCGCCUCACCACUCUUCAUCAUCAGCCUCCUCAACAUCACAACUAUCGCCGCAAACACCCUCACAAACACCACCCAGAGGUACUCCCACCGUCAUCAUGGGAGAAAGUUGUGGAGUGCGUACCAUGGUUUGGGGCUAUGAACCGGCGGCACCACCCACUUCAGCCGGCUCGGCCAGUCAGUCUCCAAAUUCACAUCACCACCAGCAGCAACAACAUCAUUUAUCACAUCAACAAAUGGGCGGUGGAGCGCCGCCCUCGUCAUUACAAUCCCAGCCACAUCACUCGUCACAGUCAUCGUUGAAUACAUCCUCAUCGUCACCUUCAGCUGGAUCUCUAACGCCCACACAUACCCCAGGACCUUCGCCACAAAAUAACGAAGAAGCCGCUCAACUACUGCUGUCACUGGGUCAAACGAGAAUACAAGACAACCGACCAAGACCGCCACAUGCCUUUCGUACGCCCGGUGCUCUUAAUAUGGAAAGACUAUGGGCCGGAGACUACUCACAAUUGCCGCCUGGUCAACUUCACGCUCUUAAUCUAAGUGCAGCGCAACAGCCCUGGGGAGGUGGUAGCUCAAAUACCACCGGUCUAGGCCGAGGUCUCGAUAAUCCCCAUGAACCAACCGAUGAAGAUGAACAGCCAUUGGUGUGCAUGAUCUGCGAGGAUAAGGCCACGGGUUUACAUUAUGGUAUUAUUACAUGUGAAGGAUGUAAAGGUUUCUUUAAGCGUACCGUACAAAAUCGACGGGUGUACACUUGCGUGGCAGAUGGCACCUGUGAAAUAACCAAAGCUCAACGGAAUCGUUGUCAGUAUUGUCGUUUCAAAAAAUGUAUUGAACAGGGCAUGGUCUUGCAAGCUGUUCGUGAAGAUCGCAUGCCAGGCGGCCGUAAUAGCGGCGCUGUUUACAAUCUCUACAAGGUCAAGUACAAGAAACAUAAGAAGAGCAAACAGCAGCAACAACAACAACAGCAGCAGCAACAACAACAGCAAUCGCCUCAACAACAUUCACCGCUGCAUCAGCAGCAUCAUCAUCAGACACAACUGUCACCGCAUCAUCAUCAGGCACAUCUCUUUAUGCCACAGCAACAACAGCAGCAAUUGCAACAGCAACAAUUUGCCGCCGCUGUGGCAGCAGCCGCCCAUCAGCAACAAACCAAAUUAUUAGGUGAAAUGAAGCCCAUGUUCAUGAGUAAAGAGCAGCAACAAUCGAUGCAUUCACCACAUCACCAGCAAGCAACGCAAUCGCAACCACCACUGGGGCCGCCACAACAACCUCCGCCGCAUUUAGCCUCUCCCCAUCAUCCGUUGCAUGCGUCAGCGGGUGGUCCGGGAGGUCCACUGCAUAGUCCCGUUGCCAGCGGUCCGCAACAGCAAACAUCACAUCAUCAUGCCGCCUCAGUGGCGCCACCGCAACAUGUGGCCCACCAGCCGUCAGCAGCUUCACAAAGACCUACGACGCCCCAAGAGACUGCUAUGAAAAUACCCUCGCAUUUGGUAAAUGGUACCAUACUUAAGACUGCUCUCACGAAUCCUAGCGAGAUAGUGCACCUACGACACCGACUCGAUUCGGCGGUUAGUUCGUCUAAAGAUCGUCAGAUCUCCUACGAGCAUUCGCUAUCCAUGAUACAAACUCUGAUAGACUGUGAUGCCAUGGAGGACAUAGCCACCUUGCCGCAUUUCUCCGAAUUUCUCGAAGAUAAAUCGGAAAUCAGUGAAAAACUGUGCAACAUUGGCGAUUCGAUUGUUCACAAACUGGUGUCGUGGACUAAGAAACUGCCCUUCUAUUUGGAAAUUCCCGUGGAAAUCCAUACCAAACUUCUUACGGAUAAAUGGCAUGAAAUUCUCAUUCUAACCACAGCCGCCUAUCAGGCACUGCAUGGUAAACGGCAUUCUUCAUCCACCCAUUCGGCCACUUCGACCAGCAGUUCAACUUCUUCGAAUUCUUCGGCCUCCUCGUCAUCCUCUUCGCCAACGCAGCACAACCACAGCAACAAUCAUGCUUCGUCAACAUCACCCCCUCACAUAACAACACAUCCUGCCUUAGUACAUAAAGAAGAUCCCGAAUUUGUGGCCGAAGUUAAUGCUCAUCUAACGACUCUGCAAACGUGUUUGACUACACUCAUGGGCCAGCCGAUUGCUAUGGAACAAUUGAAAUUGGAUGUGGGUCAUAUGGUGGAUAAAAUGACACAAAUAACCAUCAUGUUUCGGCGUAUUAAAUUAAAAAUGGAAGAAUAUGUUUGUCUAAAAGUCUACAUACUCUUGAAUAAAGCAGAAGUGGAACUGGAAAGUAUACAGGAACGUUAUAUACAAGUGUUGCGUACAUUCUUGCAACAUUCAUCGCCACAAAAUCCACAAGCCCGCCUUAAUGAACUACUCUCCCACAUACCAGAGAUCCAAGCUGCUGCUAGUCUUUUAUUGGAAAGUAAAAUGUUCUACGUUCCCUUCGUUCUCAACUCCGCCAGUAUAAGGUAGCAAAUGCUUCAACGUGGUCUAUUAACAAUUGCCGAACAACAACAUCAGCAGCAACAACAACAACUACAACCGCCUUAUGAGACAUCAGCAAGAGCAACAGCAACACAUGAAAUUAAUCUUUUAAAAGAACAAGAACACUUAAGCAACAAACGCAGCAGUAAUCGAGAAGAAACAAAUGAACAGUUUAGAGAAAGAAUAAAUUGUUUACCCAUUAUCGAAAUGCCACAAAUAAAAAUUGAACGAGAUGUGGAAUACAUGGAGGGUAUAGAAGAAGAGGAACAGGAGCAGCAGCAGCUGCAAGAAGAGUUGCUAACUAGAGAGCAGCAAGAGAAAAUAAGAGAUGAAACACAACCCAUGGAGGUGGAACAGGAAGAGUUGCAUAUUAAGCCUGUGCCACAGUUAUUGGAACCUACAUCAAUCUUAAAGACUUCUUUACUAACGGGAGCAGCAAAUACUUUAGCUACUUUAACAGCGGCUGCAGAACAAAUCGCUAGAAUGCCAAAUGAAAGUUUAACAAAAAAUUAUCCUUAUUUUAAGGAGGAAAAUAAAAGAACUUAUACAAUAGAAGCAGAGGAGCCGGUAAGCAAAGUAGCCACGACCACAACUUAUACUUCUAUAUUACAAACAGCAUUGAUGUCUAAACGUCCAGCAACAUUAAAUGUUGCAGCAGCAACUUCCACCUCCACCUCCUCCUCCGCUGGAUCAGCGGCCUUAACAACUAGCAAAACUUUACAUGUAAGAACACCAGAUCAAGUUUUAAAGACUGCCGUUACUUUGGCUACCUUAAGUGAAAUUGCAGCACAGCAAGAACAGCAGCAGUUGCAACAACAGCAACAGCCUCAUAUAUUGGUAGUGCCUCAAGUGCAACCAACUUUACGUAAAAUGUGUACACUGCCUUUUAAGAAAUUAAAUUUUGCCAAUGUAACAACUUCAUCAACAACAACAUCAUCAACAGCAACAUGUUUAACAAACACUGCCUCUUCAAAUACCACUACAACAACAGUAGCAGCAGCAGCAGCAGCAACUACCACUACCAUUACAAAUAAUUAUUUAGGUUCUAAUAUUAAAACAAAUACUAAUUUAACUAAUAGUAGUAGUUGUAUAAUAAAUACAAAUAAUCAGGCGGCUUCAAACAACAGAGAAAAACCAACAACCCCAACAACAACAACAACAACAGCAACAUUUUUUGAUACUAACAAUCUUAUAAACAAUGUCACUAUAUGUAGCAACAGCAACAACAGUAAUUUACUUACAAACUUUCAUAAUCAGACGCUUAAGAUUCCCUCUAUUAAACCCCAAUUGGUGACCACACAAACACAAACCGAGGAAACAAACUCCUCUUUAGCAACCUCCUCUUCAAAUAAUUAUAGUAAUAGUGCAUCUUCAUUACAAACAGCCAGCUGUAGCGGACUGUUAAGGACUGCCGUGUCAACAAAUAUGAAAAUGUUGACACAAAACUCAUUAAACACUUCAUUAACCAAUAAAUUUCCCUGUAAAACUAAAAUUUCAUCAAACGAACAAGUGGCCUCAUUAGAAGCAACAAAUGUUGCUGAAACAGUAGUGGGCAACAUUGUUAAACAUGUUUCCCCUAAUAGUAGUAGUAGUAGUUCUACUUUAACUAAAAUGAAUGUUAUUAAAACAAAAACUACUGCCCCCCCUGCCGCCACUAAUACUUUAGAGUCAUCAAACGAGCAGCCUAAUGCUGUUAACAACACUGCCACCAAUGUUACUGUUGUUGUUUUUGAAACAUUGUUAUCUGAGGACUGAAAACUUUGUUUAUAAACAUUUUAUUAUUUUUAAUCUUUGCUUUCUUUUAACCCUUAAAACCUUUUCCCCUUUUUGUUACCCCACCUUUUUUUUGUUUUUAAUUUUUAAUUAUUAAAAAAAAUUGCUUUGUUUGCUUAUAUAAUUUUUAAGUAUUUUUUGUUUAAUAUUUUUUUUAUAAAUAAAUAAAUAUUUGUAUACAAAUUGUAUUUUUUUUG